Somion occarium is the source of this 470-nucleotide messenger RNA. The record is from the annotation of a GenBank genome assembly. Lineage: Eukaryota; Fungi; Basidiomycota; Agaricomycetes; Polyporales; Cerrenaceae.
AAGUCCUGAGGUCACAAAGUCAAUGAACCGUCACUUCGCCAUACUCGAUACUCAGCGCUCGGUCCUCCGUCAUGUCACCUCCACACCCCGCAUCCUUUCCCCGCCGUCUUAUCUCCUUCAAUUGCCAAUAACUCAUCGAGUCAUUGAAAGGAGUUCAUGUGCGACAUCUUCCCGGUUCCGUCAUUGGUUGUUAUAUCCUGUGUCUUCGCUUUUUUUUUGUUACUUCUGUCUUCGGUUUCCUCGUGCGAGGAAGGGUGUGUUAUUGAAACCCGCACGGAACACGGAACGUCAAACUGCUGCGGUACUAAGUAUACUGAGCUUUUAGUCCUAGUGGGUCUCGGCCCAUGCUCAUUCUGAAUCCAUUUCGCGUAUAUCCCCCGGUUUGCUGGCUCAUACCGAAACAAAGAAAUAAAUGUACAUUACUACGUGUUCCAACGUUCAAUGGUCGCAUUCUUCCUCCUCAUUUUCCU